This is a messenger RNA of Anopheles marshallii, 1310 nucleotides long. RefSeq names its product drebrin-like protein A (gene Abp1). Gene Ontology annotation, cellular component: actin filament; site of polarized growth; cortical actin cytoskeleton. The record is from RefSeq and is a predicted model, not a curated record. The transcript is spliced from 4 exons. Gene Ontology annotation, molecular function: actin filament binding. Bases 1 to 1287 code for a protein of 428 amino acids. Gene Ontology annotation, biological process: postsynaptic actin cytoskeleton organization; positive regulation of dendritic spine morphogenesis; regulation of actin filament polymerization. NCBI's taxonomy places the organism in Eukaryota, Metazoa, Arthropoda, Insecta, Diptera, Culicidae.
AUGUCGGUUGAUGUGCAGAAACACCGGGACGUGAUGGUUGGCGCGUGGAAGUCCGUAUGUGACAGGAAAUGUGCCACCAACUGGGCACUGUUCGGGUACGAGGGUCAGACGAAUGUGCUGAAGCUGCAGGAAACCGGCGAGGAUGGAAUUUCGGAACUGGCUGCAGAACUGAACUCGGGCAAAAUUCAGUACGCAUUCCUGAGGGUGGACAACAAUGAAACGGGCAUCGCCAAAUUCGUUUUCGUUAACUGGCAGGGCGAAGGUGCUCCAAUCGCCCGGAAGGGAACGUGUGCGAAACAUGUGCGCGAUGUUACGGCCCUACUACACGGUGCUCAUAUUACGGUGCACGCAACAAACGAGGACGACGUCGAGGAAGCGCGCAUACUGGAAAAGCUGCAGAAGGUGGUGGUGAACGAUUUCAAAGUGAAAGAUUACUCACAAGCGAUCGAUUCACCCAAACCGGUCGGUACGAAUUACAGUCGCGUUAAUCCUACGAAGGAGAUCAAUCCGGCCGAGCGGGAUGAGUUUUGGCGCAAAGAGGAAGAGGAGGAAAAACAUCGACUACAGGCGGAGUAUGAGCGGAAGCUCAAUGAAACAGUAUUGUUGGAGCAAGAACGACGUCGACGGGAGGAGCGUGAGUUUGAAAAGCGUGAAAGCGCCACGGGGGGUGCAAGCGCCGUGUCGGCUUCGCCUGUUUCCCCCGACCGUAGUUACGCUCGGCAAGCGUCCGACCAGAACAAAACUGAACGGGAGCGAGAAAUCAAGCAGGUGGUCGAAGCAAGCGGAAAGGUGAGCAGUGCAAAGGCUCGCUUCCUUAAUAGUACUGCCCAGCUAAGCCCAACGCACAUCCAAGCCGAGGUAGCGCAGGAGCUAACGGACCCUCCAUUCUCACCGACGGCAUCCUUUGAAGAGCGCAGUAUUAUCAACGAGCUAAAGGCGGAGCUAGAGAGCGAGCUCCAAAACGGUGCUGACACGCCACCAGGGCUAACAGCGGCAGGAACGGCGCUGGCGGCGGAGGAAGAAAGUUCGGUGGUGUCACCGGAGGUGCCCGAAGUGGCCGCCGGACAGUAUUUCGACCCGAACGCAACGAUCGAUCUGUCCGACGAGGACAACAUGAUCCGGGCGAGGGCAUUGUACGAUUAUCAGGCAGCGGACGAUUCGGAGAUCAGCUUCGAUCCGGACGAUAUCAUCACGCACAUCGAUCAGAUCGAUGAGGGCUGGUGGCAGGGGCUGGCACCGGACGGUACCUAUGGGCUGUUUCCCGCUAACUACGUGGAGCUCAUUUAAAGCAUUUAGACAGUUUAGCAAUU